AUGGGACAAACUUCGUCAAUAAUGCAUUUUUUUCGCCAAAUUGGAGAUAUUUUAACAAAUAAAAGAAGUAAUAGUCAAAAUUCUAGAACAACACUUACAACUAAUAUUGAUGAUGAUACAAAACGUAUAAUUACAAUAAAUCGUGGACAACAACCAACUAAAUUUAUUACAAAUCAUAUUAGUACAAGCAAAUAUUCAAUUUUAUCUUUUUUACCGAAAUUUCUCUUUGAACAAUUUCGUAAAUAUUCAAAUAUUUUUUUUCUUUGUAUUGCUGUACUUCAACAAAUUCCUGGUGUUUCACCUACUGGAAGAUAUACAACAGCUGUUCCAUUAUCAAUUAUUCUUUGUUGUGCUGCUAUUAAAGAAAUUAUUGAGGAUGUGAAACGGCAUAUACAAGAUGGUUCAGUAAAUAAACGAAGAGUCUUAAUUUAUCGACAUGGAAAUUGGUUAUUUACAACUUGGCAAAAAGUUAAAGUUGGCGAUAUUGUGAAAGUUAUUGAUAAAGAAUUUUUUCCGGCAGAUCUUGUUUUACUUUCAUCUGGUGAACCAAACUCAAUAUGUUAUAUUCAAACGUCUAAUCUCGAUGGUGAAACAAAUCUCAAAGUUCGACAGGGUUUACCACAAACAGCUCAUAUGAUAUCAAGUGUACAAUUAAGAGAUUUACAUGGUGUUAUUGAAUGUGAAUUACCUAAUCGAAAUUUAUAUGAAUUUGCUGGAACAUUAAAACUUAAUAAUGUUGCUUUUGCAAUUCCAUUAGGAGCUGAUCAAAUACUUUUACGUGGUUCACAGUUAAAAAAUACAGCAUGGAUUUAUGGACUUGUUAUUUAUAGUGGACAUGAAACAAAAUUAAUGAUGAAUUCAUCUUCUGUGCCUUUUAAACGAACUAAUGUUGAACAAGUGACUAAUAGUCAAAUUUUAUUUUUACUUGGACUUUUGAUUGUCUUAUGCUCAUUCAGUACAAUAGCUGGAGAAAUUUGGAAUCAUAGAAAUAAAAUAUCACAUUGGUAUCUUGGAUUAACGCAACUUAGUGAAGAUAAAACAGCUAGUACAGUACCGAAUAAUUUUGGUUAUACAUUCUUAACAUUCUUUAUUUUAUUUAAUAAUUUAAUUCCGAUUUCAUUACAAAUAACAAUUGAUCUUGUUAAAUUUAUUCAAGCAUAUUUCAUUAAUUGGGAUAUCGAUAUGUAUGAUCGAGAAACUGAUACACCAGCAAGUGCAAGAACAUCGAAUUUAAAUGAAGAACUUGGACAAGUAAAAUAUAUCUUUUCGGAUAAAACGGGGACAUUAACAAAAAAUGUUAUGGUUUUUAAACAAUGUUCUAUUGGUGGUAUUAUGUAUGGAUCUGGAAAUGUUGUAGAAUUCAAUAGUUAUGAAUUACUGAAAAAUUUAGAACAGCAUAGUACUGCUGAUCAAAUUCGAGAAUUCCUUACUCUUCUUGCAACAUGUCAUACAGUGGUACCAGAAAAUAAAAUGCAUACGGAUUCUUUCAAUGAUAUUGUUUAUCAAGCAUCAUCUCCAGAUGAAUAUGCAUUAGUAACAGCAACAAAAGAUAUGGGCGUCGUAUUCUUUCGUCGUACACCCGAUAGUGUGAUUGUUAACUUUCGAGGUGAAGAAGAAAAAUAUGAAAUUUUAAAUGUAUUAGAAUUCAGCAGUGAUCGUAAACGAAUGAGUGUUAUUGUUCGAACACCAAAAAAUGAAAUAAAAUUAUAUUGUAAAGGCGCUGAUAAUGUUAUUAUGGAACGUCUUGUAUCAGAUGAUCUUAAUGUUCCAUUAACAACGGAACAUUUAGAAAGUUUUGCUAAAGAUGGUCUUCGUACAUUAUGUCUUGCUUAUCGAAUAUUACCAAAUGAUGAAUAUAAUGAAUGGUUCAUUCAAUAUCGUGAAGCAUCAACUGCAAUUAAUAAUCGACAUGAAUUAGUUUCUGAAGUAGCUGAAAGAAUUGAAAAAAAAUUAAUUUUAUUAGGCGCUACUGGCAUUGAAGACAAAUUACAAGAUAAUGUUCCAGACAGUCUUUCAAUGCUUUUAAAAGCUGGUAUAAAGAUUUGGGUAUUAACUGGUGACAAAAAAGAAACAGCAAUAAAUAUUGGUUAUUCAUGUAAACUUUUAUCUGAUCAAUUACUUAAUUUAACACUUGAUGAAGCAACACUUGAUGAUACUCGACGACAAUUACGUGAACAUUGUCUCACAUUUGGUGAUUCAUUACGUAAAGAAAAUCUCGCAUCACUUAUUAUUGAAGGAAAAACACUUAAAUAUGCCUUAUCACCACCAUGUCGACAAGAUUUUCUUGAUUUAGCGAUUUCAUGUAAAACAGUUAUCUGUUGUCGUGUUACUCCAAAACAAAAAGCUGAAGUUGUUGAACUUGUUAAACGAUCAACAGAUGAUAUAACAUUAGCAAUAGGUGAUGGAGCAAAUGAUGUUGGUAUGAUACAAACAGCACAUGUUGGUGUUGGUAUCAUGGGUCGAGAAGGUGUACAAGCUGCAUUGGCAUCAGAUUAUACAAUUGGACAAUUUAGAUUUUUAACUAAAUUAUUAUUUGUUCAUGGUGUUUGGAGUUAUCGUCGUUUAUGUAAAGUAUUACUUUAUUCAUUCUAUAAAAAUAUUUGUCUUUAUGUUAUGGAGCUUUGGUUUGCACUUCAUAAUGGAUUUUCUGGACAAAUUUUAUUUGAACGAUGGACUAUCGCAAUUUAUAAUGUUUUAUUUACAGCAGCACCACCAAUGGCACUUGGAUUAUUGGAUCGAUGCUGUAGUGCCGAAACUAUGAUGAGAUUUCCAGCUAUGUAUAAGAUGUCACAAAAUAGAUCAGAUUUUAAUAUUAAAUAUGUCAUCUUUGUUGUUUGUCUUAAAGCGGGACUUGAAAGUGAUUCAUGGACAUUCCUUACACAUAUUGCUAUUUGGGGAAGUAUUGCAUCAUGGUUUGUGUUUUUUAUAAUAUACAGUAAUAUAUGGCCAACGAUACCAUUAGCACCAGAAAUGCGUGGUAUGGCAAAAUAUGUUUUUUCAAGUCUGUACUUUUGGCUUGGUUUAUUAUUAAUUCCAAUAACUGCAUUAUUGGCUGAUUUUAUCUACAAUUGUUUACAAAGAACUUUAUAUAAAACAUUAAUGCAAGAAGUACAAGAAAAAGAAGUUGCAAAUCAAGAUCCAUAUGAUUUAGUUAUGGCACGACAAACAUCAACAGUAUCACGUGUUGCUGAACGAUUAGCAUUAUUAAAAAGUGUUUUCAUUCGAACACGAACACCGAAAAUGUCAGGAAUUAUUCCUGGGCCUUACCAUGGUUUUGCUUUUUCACAAGAAGAAGACGGUGUUGUUCCACAAGAUCAAUUAAUUCGAAAUUAUGAUACCAAUGCUGAAAAACCUUCAGGAUACUAA
Molecule: messenger RNA, 3366 nt
Organism: Rotaria sp. Silwood2
Lineage: Eukaryota; Metazoa; Rotifera; Eurotatoria; Philodinida; Philodinidae
Source: the annotation of a GenBank genome assembly